UCGCACCCUCUCAGCAUCCAUCCUCGAGAUUUCUCUUCCCUGCUAACGCCGACGCGGCGCGGCCCUACAAUCGUACAUGCUCAUGAAGAUCGGGUGCGACGCGUGCGGGCAGGCGGAGGCCGCGGUGCUGUGCUGCGCCGACGAGGCCGCGCUGUGCCGCCGCUGCGACGCCGCCGUGCACUCCGCCAACAAGCUCGCCGGCAGGCACCACCGCGUCGCGCUCCUCUCCUCGACGACGCCGGCCGGCUCGUCCUCGCCCGGCACCGGCGACGACGGCGGGAGCCACCCCGCCUGCGACAUCUGCCAGGAGAAAACGGGAUACUUCUUCUGUGUGGAGGACAGAGCCCUCCUAUGCAGAAGCUGCGACGUCGCCGUCCACACCGCGACUCCCCAUGCUUCCACCCACCGUCGAUUCCUCAUCACCGGCGUCCGCGUCGGUGUUGAUCAGGAUCACAUCGGCGAUGUCAGUGGCGCCACAGUCGUCAGCCCCAGCAGCAGCAGUGCCAACGGAAGCAAUAGCAUGCCCACCUCCGAGAACUUCGCCAUUGCCAACGGCCAGAGGUCGGAGGACGGUGCGGGGCUGAUUGGGGGAGGAGAAGACGACAUUGGCCAGCAACAGCAAUGGCCUUGGAGCGAUAUUUUUGCUGACGAUGGCGUUGGCAUGGAUCAGCACCAGUGCUACCCUGGCUUCUCUGAACCUGGUUCCUCCAGCCUCACUGGAUGAUGAAAGCUCCACUUAUAUGGAUUAAUUACGUUAUCUGUUCCAUAUAAUACUCCCUCCUUUUCUAAAUAUAAGUCUUUUAAUCGAUUUUAUUGAAAUCUAUACAGAGCAAAAUAUUUGAAUGUAUAUUUUAAAAUA
Messenger RNA from Hordeum vulgare subsp. vulgare (domesticated barley), 859 nucleotides. RefSeq names its product B-box zinc finger protein 22-like. The transcript is spliced from 2 exons. Gene Ontology annotation, biological process: photomorphogenesis; regulation of DNA-templated transcription. NCBI's taxonomy places the organism in Eukaryota, Viridiplantae, Streptophyta, Magnoliopsida, Poales, Poaceae. The record is from RefSeq and is a predicted model, not a curated record. Bases 77 to 724 code for a protein of 215 amino acids. Gene Ontology annotation, molecular function: zinc ion binding. Gene Ontology annotation, cellular component: nucleus.